AUGGACUACAACUCGUAUGUUAUACUUUUCAAAGACACUUGUGGACAAUUACAACACGCAAAUACAGAAGUCGACGCGGUUAAUAUAUUGAACAAAUUGACAGCUCUGGUCGAGCAACGGGUUUUCUUCGACGACGACGUUGUGUUGUACUGCUUUGCAUCAAUGCCAAUAAAUACUCAAUCACUUCCAAUCAUGAAUAAAAUGGCGGUGUUAGUCCAAGAAUUACUCGUAAGAGUGUCGCCCGAAUUCAUGUUCCACCAAAUUUCUUUGAUGCUUGAGCAGUUCACACUUUUUGAAGUGAAGUGUCUCAUCAACAUUUUUAUCGAAUUACAGUCGUCUGACACCCCUCUCAGGUUUAACCACAAAAUACGCAUCAAACCAAUUGCUCAAAAGGCACUUUUUAUCGCAUCAGAGUAUUUGGUACAAAAAUCAAAGGCGUUUUCACUCUCACAGAUUGAAGAAUUUGAAAUCAACGCGGUUGUUUCCCUCUUUAAAUCCGCGUUUUUGAUUGUAACAAUGACUGAGGGGCCAAUCCCGAACGAAAAACCACUUCCAAAUGAAAUUUCUAUAAAACUAUUUUCAACAGACUUCUUCAACGCACUCGACAAGUUUUUGGUGUAUGGGCCGACAAGAAAUGGUACUGUUGAUGUGAUUCAGGGGGUAUCCGCAUUUGAGUUUGAGAGUAAGACCAUGAAAGAUUCGUUUUUAAAUUUUGCCUUCGCCGAGUUGAACAAACUGUUUGACUUAAACGACUCGCUUGCAAUUUCGCUGUCGAACACGUUUGUGUGUUUAUUUGUUCCGACGAGUUACUUCACGGCGCUCUUUUUUGAACACCUCGAAAAAUUUUGUAUCAAUUUGGUGAGGUCCAUCAACACACUUAACUUCGGCGACUUGAACGACCUCCUCAACUUUCUCGGGGCAUUGCAGAAAUUUGCGAAAAGAGAUAAAAACGGCGUCAUGGGUGUUUUUGAUGAACGGCUCAAAAGAGAAUUUCUUCCACUUUUGUUUGUUGGAAUCACACACCUGAACCAAACGAUUUUUUCCGAACUGUUGGCGACAAACGCGUUCGACCCAUUUGUGGAGAACAUAAGCCCACUUGUUCGAGAUGUGAAUAUCCAAGAUCUCCAAGUUCUGUUUGACAGUUCGCCGUUUUGGUAUUUUGUUGUGUCUGCGGCGAUGGUGACAAGAGACUACAAACAAACAGACAAUAAUUUGGGUGAGACAGUCAUGGCAAAUAUUGCGAGGUGCCAAAAUUUAACACCAGUUGUGUUGUUUGGUGUUAUCACCUUUUUGGAUUCAUUCGUGUUAUAUCGGUCGAUGUACGCGACAGACGCAGAGCUUGAAAUCAUAAUUUUGGUGCUUAACAAAGCCUUGGAGUGCAAGUGCAUUUUGGCCAAAACAACAAAACUGAUUGAAAGAUGUUGUUUGAACGCAAAGAUCCUCCAGUUUGUGCAAGCGUCGAAACUCGAUAUGGUACUUCUCAACAUCUCUCUUGUUUGUUGUUCCUUUACUUUUAUUGUAUUGUGUAAAUUUGAAAUAAUCUGA
Entamoeba invadens IP1 is the source of this 1545-nucleotide messenger RNA. RefSeq lists its product as hypothetical. NCBI's taxonomy places the organism in Eukaryota, Evosea, Mastigamoebida, Endamoebidae. The record is from RefSeq and is a predicted model, not a curated record. The transcript has 2 exons. Bases 1 to 1545 code for a protein of 514 amino acids.